Messenger RNA from Salvelinus namaycush (lake trout), 1187 nucleotides. It is a transcript of the gene spag8, whose product is annotated as sperm associated antigen 8. Gene Ontology annotation, molecular function: microtubule binding. The transcript is spliced from 6 exons. The coding region runs from base 118 to 687 and encodes 189 amino acids. The record is from RefSeq and is a predicted model, not a curated record. Gene Ontology annotation, biological process: positive regulation of transcription by RNA polymerase II. Gene Ontology annotation, cellular component: cytoplasm; nucleus. Lineage: Eukaryota; Metazoa; Chordata; Actinopteri; Salmoniformes; Salmonidae.
UACAUUUAGCUAGAAGCAAGCUAGAAGCAAGCUAGCUAGCUACCUCAACUAUCUUGGUUUCACAAGAUAAAUUAGCGAUUUCACACUACUAACUAAGUGCAUUGUAAUGAAAAUAUAAUGACUGCAUUGGGCGCUUCUGUUGAACAAAAAUCUAUUGGAAAAUGUUUGCUGUAUAACUGGGUAGAGGAGCGGGCCACUGCCGUCCUUGACAAUGAGAGGCCCAGAGCGCACAUCCACAAAAAUGGACAUAAAGGGAUUCUCACUAUGGAUCUGUCAUCCAAAGUUCAAGGUGUCACCACGGUGAAUGAUGCUUUCACCCCUCCCAAGGGUCAUGGAGUGAGACAAAGAGGCCUCAGAGGAGAACUUUUGGAAAAUGAUCUGCUCAAGAAAAUAAGUGAGCAGAUACAUGCAGAAUUUAACCCUGACCCUCCGAAAACAGAGUUCUGCUCCACUACCAAAGAGGACUACAAAGUUGAAGGCUUUCAGCCUUCCCUGCCUUCACCACUAAAGGAGCAUGACUACAAAAGCGAUCAGGCAAUUACCUUUUGGAGUGAGAAUCAUCAUCAGAUACAGGGUGUGACAGCGGUGAGAACCAGGGAUACCCCAUUCAAGAUGAACGCCACCUUCAGCACACCUAUCAGUGAACACAUGGAUGACAAGCCUAUUCUGUACACACCGGAGAAUUAAGCUGUUACUCAUGUGAGCAUUGGACACAGUGGUAUUAAAUUAUUGUUCCAUAAUAUUGUGUAUGAAUAUUGCUCUGUUUAUCAUUUCAAUUAGGUCUAGGAAAUUAGGAAAGUGUUUUUCCACCGUUAGAAAGAGAGGCACACAGAAGCCUCCGCCUUACAGAUGUCAGAAAUAUUGAUGUUCAUGCAGCCUCCUUACUUUAGAGAGCAUGGCUCCGAUUCAGAUUCGUGUUCUGUCAAUCAAGAGACAAGUCUACAUGGUGUUCCUCUCUCCUCUCGCUUUCAGCAGAGAUUAUAGGCGGUAGCUAUGGCAACAAGUAAUUUUAGACUACAUUUAUGCAGAUUUUCCCCCAAAACAUUUCAUUACCUCAUGGGAUUAGAGGGGGAAACAAUUGAUGUCUGAAACAGAUGCCAUUUAGCUACUUCCAGCCAAGUGAAAUAUAUUGCAUAUAAUUGUUUUAAUUCAAAUUAACUGUGAUAAAGUAAAUAUUUCCUUGAAUA